AUGUCCACCACAACUUACUCAGUACAUGUUAGCAACAUCGCCCCGACCACGGGCGAAUCUCAGCUUCACGACUUCUUCACGUUUUGUGGAAAGAUCCAGUCCAUCGAUUACAAGGAAAAGACAGCAACAAUAUAUUUCGAGAAGUCUUCCGCAGCGAAGACUGCGCUCAUGUUGAAUGGUGGAACAUUGGACGGUAGCCGCCUUGAGGUGACGUCAGAUGUGGACCACCAGGAUGAGCCUCAUCACGACGAGCCCCGAUCGGGUGUGCCAAUUGACCAGUCCGAUAAGCCACGCGCCGGAAUCGCGGCCGAAUACCUUGCCAAGGGUUACCAACUCUCCGACAACAUCCUUCACCGUGCCAUUGACAUCGAUAACAAACAAGGCAUCUCGAAACGCUUCCUGGACUAUUUCCACUCUUUGGACACAAACCUAGGACAGCGCGCGCUUGGACCUGAUCAAACGAUUAGCGGGAAGGUGCAGACCUCUUUGGAAGCUGCUACCCAGCAAGCCAGAGCUGUGGACGAGCAGAAAGGGUUCUCGAAGAUGGCUUCCGACUAUUACGCGAAGGCACUAGCGACACCGUUGGGCCAGCGUAUCAAGAGCUUCUAUACCUCCACUGCUAAGGAAGUUCAAGACAUUCAUGAAGAGGCUUUGCGUAUAAAGGCCCAGUCUGCCUCACAUGAGACACCCGCCGCUCAGCCUGAGCCUACUCCUGCUGCGGAGGCGUCAAAACCCGCGGCAUGA
Molecule: messenger RNA, 744 nt
Organism: Pleurotus ostreatus (oyster mushroom)
Lineage: Eukaryota; Fungi; Basidiomycota; Agaricomycetes; Agaricales; Pleurotaceae
Exons: 8
Coding region: 1-744 (247 amino acids)
Molecular function (GO): RNA binding
Source: RefSeq, a predicted model, not a curated record